Molecule: messenger RNA, 6668 nt
Organism: Wyeomyia smithii (pitcher-plant mosquito)
Lineage: Eukaryota; Metazoa; Arthropoda; Insecta; Diptera; Culicidae
Gene: Hasp
Product: protein lev-9
Exons: 15
Coding region: 224-5488 (1754 amino acids)
Cellular component (GO): extracellular region
Molecular function (GO): peptidase inhibitor activity
Source: RefSeq, a predicted model, not a curated record
AGAACGGUCGCCUAGCAAACAGGAGAUAAGUGUUGACUGUGCUACUGGGAGGACACACUUUUCACGCUCUCUACUGCGGAAAAGUAAAAAAACUUAUUACAUUGAAAAAGUGCAAUUCAAAUAGUACAAUUCGCGUGAUAUGUUGUGUUUUCCGUGAAGGUGCAAGUGUUCUACGGGAGUUCGGUAGAAUCCAACCAGAAGGAUAAGCGCAGCUAGUGGAAAAAUGGUGUUGAAGAAAAAUCUUCUCUGCUUGCUGCUGCUGUCAGCCAUAUUGGUUAAAACGGCCUAUUGCAUUCCGACUUCGGCGGCAACCGAAACUGACGACGAAAAUGACUCUGAAUGGGACGAAGACGAAGAAUCGUCCGAAGCGGAUGACGACGGGCGAGUCUACAAGAAUCCGCGGAAUUCGCCCUCGACCGAGUGUCCCCGGGACGAGGAACAGGCAACGCUGUUGGGACAAAAAUGUUUACGAAAAUGCUCGUCGGAUGAAGACUGCAAGAGCAAGAAGAAAAAAUGUCUCUGCGAUGGUGCCUGUGGUAUGUCUUGCAUCAAGCCGGAUCGCGAAUGUCCCUCGCUAGAACAGCCACCGACGGGUGCCGUCACGGUGUCUGGCAAUCAUUUCGGGUCACGGGCCGUCUAUACCUGCCCGCACGGGUACCACGUGGUAGGAUUACAAAGUCGUCUAUGCCAAGCGGACGGGACUUGGGCUGGAAGUGAACCGAUCUGUAAACAGAACAUCUACUGUCUGCAGCCACCGCUUAUUGAACACGCUCGACACUCGGCACUUCCGGAACAAGCGACAUUCGACUUGGACUCAACCGUGCAGUACCAUUGCCAUAAUGGUUACGCCACUGCCGGCUUUCCGAGGGCUAAAUGCCUUGCGGUUGAUGGGCAAGCUAGCUGGUACGGGCCUGAUAUUUCUUGUGAACCUCGAUCGUGUGGUCAACCGACCGAUCCAGCGCAUGGCUGGCAUUCCGGGGAGAGUUACACGUUUGGCGGAAAAGUGACCUAUCACUGUGGCGAGGGAUAUGAACUGGUCGGUAAAACUGAACGAUACUGCCAGGCUGAUGGCUCCUGGACACCCAAGGAGCUUCCCACCUGUGUUUUGGUUACUUCGGUGCAAUGUCCUUCACCCGAGAAUCCUCGAAAUGGUAAAGCGAUUUACACGAGUACUUCGUACAAUUCGGUGGUCAGCUACGAGUGUCGCUACGGUUACACACUGGUAGGCGAGAGCUCACGACGUUGUGGUGCUGAUAAGCGAUGGACGGGAGCUUUACCCGCCUGCAAAGAAAUCAACUGCGGCCACCCUGGAACGCUGUAUAAUGGCUGGCUGGAGAACAUCGAAAGCGGAACUGGUUUGGGUGCCAGCAUCAUAUUUCGUUGUCAUCCGGAAAUGCUACUGGUUGGCAACACGUCUUCGGUUUGCCAGAUAGACGGACGGUGGCGAUAUCCGUUGCCACAGUGCCUGGCGCCUUGUGUCGUUCCUUCGAUUUCGCAGGGACAGGUAAUCCCGAUUGAGUUUGAUAUGGACGUAAACGCAACGACGAUUGUUCCCACCAGCGGCAGUAGCUCAAAGGUAAAACACGGAACAGUUCUGGAAGUUAUCUGUGAUGAACACUACGAGUUUCCAUUUUCGUCACUAUCGCCUCCAACUUGCAACAACGGAACCUGGAGCGUCAUUCCAAGGUGCGCUCCGGCGAGAUGCAAGACGAUGCCAAAGCCGCCCAAGUUUGGUAUGGUUUUAGCCCCGAAAACGGAACAUGGUAUGCGAGCAAGAUUCAAGUGUAAGGACGGGUAUAACUUGACCGCACCGGGUGGCAAAGAGUUGACAAAUCCUAAUGAUUACGUGCUUAUCUGUUCUUUCGGCAACUGGACCGGAGAAACUCCACAGUGUCAGGAAGUUUACUGCGCCUUUCCGGGUUACAUUCCCAACGGAAAAGUUCUGCUUGUUGGUAACAUGGGUCUGUACGAUUACAGACCCUACGUGCGCAAGGUGAUUAACAACAAGCAGAUAAUGUACGAGUGUGACAAAGGUUACGUGAUUGAUAUUGGUCCACCUGGUGCCACGUGUAUCGGUGGAAAAUGGAGUCCUCGCGAACUACCCACAUGUAUCCCUGGUCAGCAUCCCAGGUUGCGAUGGAAUAGACGUCGUAGAUCAAUAGAUUUGAGAUUACGCUUCAGUAGAUCUAAUCAUAUCAAACAACACUAUCGCUACUUGAAACGUAAACUGGAAGAGCAUGAAAAAUAUAACAGAAUGUACCCAGCGGAGGAGUAUAAUCAUGGUAUCGUCAAAAGAGACAUGCCAUCAUACAGAGGACAGUUACCGCACAAAAAACAUUUCAAUUUUGAUGACUUUCAAAAAUUCAGAGCGAAGCGCAGCAUCGAAGCGAAUCGCAACAGUUUUCUCCGAAACGCCUUCCAAUCGGCAAUGAUUCGCCAACGUCGUGAUUUAUCCGACGUAGAAAAGGCCUACAACAAGUACUACGAGCGGAUUAAGGCCAAGUACCGCAAGUACGUGCAGAACCUGCUGGGUUACAAUAAAAUGCGACCACUGCAGGAGAGUCACAAGAUCCACGUACAGGAUGGGAGAUGGUACACAACGGACCCAGAAUCGGUCUCGCGCAACCGAGUGGUUCACAAGGCACGAAUCGGAACUAACGACUUCGAGGAUGAAUUCACAACGAAAGAAGCGAAAUCGGCGAAGGCCAAAAUCAACAAACCCCGCCAGAAAACGAAAACACAGGCUCCGAUCGUCGUGCCGAAUAUCAACGAAAAGUCGACCUACAAGUACGAUUUCUAUGACCUUUCGGAGGGUAACACCUCUAAUCAGCUCGCGCAGAAUGACAUAUAUUCGAACUACUUUCCACCCCCAAUGACUGGUAGAUAUCAUACCAGCUGGGAGUUCGCUUCAGAGGUGGUUCCAAAAAUACAAGGACGAUCAGAGGAUAACAAUCGUCUGUACGCAACUUAUUCGUUGCACCAAAAUCGCACGGACAAGAAACCAAUAUCUACCGCAGCGUUAAUGGAACAGUUGCACUCUCAAAUAAUUCGCAAAAAACGGGACACCAAGGAAGUUUCGGUUUUAUCGACGGAAGACACUCGCCAACGGGGUCAAAAGGCCAACAGAAAGAACGCCGGUGGCGUUGUUAAUCAGACGGACGCUUCCGGGCCCGAUGGUACGGAUCCGGCCAAAAAAAUAAAGUUCAAAGGACCUUGUGAACCGCUGGCUAGUGAAAGUUACGCACAGCUGGAGAUCGUCCGGCCCGGUAAGGAUCCUAUCGAAACGUUCGGGCCAGGAACAAUCAUUCGAGUCACCUGCAGUAAGGGAUACGUAUCCAAUAUGGUCAGUCCGAACGCAACAUCCAAGUGUGUCCGGAGAAGAUGGAAACCCAUCAAACCGACCUGCAGUAUGAAAUCCGUUUCAGAGCCUUGCUUCGUGCCGUCGACUGAACACGGGAAGUACUAUUCCGCUCCAGUUGACAUGGUAACGAUGGAUGCUGUGAAACCCACAACCGCUGCUCUGACGCCUAUGGAAACGAUCGAUAAUGGGCAGAUGAUUUCUUUUCAGUGCGAUCAGGGUUACAAUACGCAGGGUCCAUCGAAUUUACGCUGCUGGAAUGGCGAAUGGGCUGCGAGUACGUUACCGGAAUGCCUACCAGCACCAUGCGUUCUACCCCAGAUCAUGCAUACAAUGUAUCAAGGAGGUUACCGUGCUGGACUUACCAUUGCACAUGGUAGUUCGGUAAUGAUACAAUGUGAAAGCGGAAUGGGAAAUAUCGCUCCAGUACAAAUGGAUUGCGCCCUCGGCUCGAUUACACCGGAAACGGUAAACUGUGGCUACGUUGCAUCUCGCAAGUCUAGGGACGACGACAGUAGUUCGGUCAUAGUGCUAGACGGCAGUAACGUAACAUCGGCAGAGGAUGAAAACGAUGGUAGAGACUGUGGACCACCGGGGAAGAUCCACGGUUCGCUGGUGUACAAAAACGGUGAACAAAUCGACGAUAGCGAGGAAGGUUUUCCAUCGGGGACGGAAAUCGCAUUCGAUUGCAUAGCGAGCAUAACUGGUGAACAGACGACUUGGAAAAUUAUCUGCGAGGAUGGGCAGUGGAUUGGACGUUCAAUGAAUUGCGAUGACGAUGAUCCACUUUAUCAUCGGAUUCCGUCGGCGAAUGGGUCUUGUGUUUUCCGCAAUAAUGAACCGCAUGUUGUGAGCUUCUACAACGAUCUCGAGAUAAGAGAAGAUAUUGUUGAAUUUCCACCGGCAACAACCAUUAUUUCCAGAUGCGUAGACAUUGGCAAAUACGCCAUGAUUGGAACGAGCGUACGGACUUGCGUCCAUUCGGAGUGGACUGGCCAGAAACCGUCUUGUUUUGGUUUGAACCAGGAGAAUGAUUAUGCAAUGGAGAAGCCACCUACCAUUUUAAUUCGUCACCAGAACGGCCCGAUUGCCCAGAGUAAUGAUGGAAAAUUGAUCGUUUACCCGGGAACAACGGUACAUUUGGAGUGCCUGUGGAUGAGACGUUUCGGAAAUCCCAAAUGGAACGUAAGUCACGACUACAGAAAAUAUCCGGAAGGGUGGAGCUCGGACGAAGGUCGAGAUCCACAGCUAGAGUAUCGGAUUAGCAUUAUGCACGCCGUGAAGGAUGAUUCCGGUAUUUUCACAUGUGUUACCCCGGCAAGACAUACGCAUUCUGUGGAAGUUAUAGUGAAGCCCGUUCACUGUAACGAAAUUCAAGUUCGGCGAGGAUUGUCGGCAAGUACCACAGAAACCAUGAUGGGAACGCGGGUAUUAUUCUCGUGCACGAACGGAAACGCAUUGAUCGGAACACCAGAAAGCACUUGUUUGCCGAGCGGAAAUUGGAGUGCACCGUUGCCAGUCUGCGAAAGCGUCGAGUGUGGAGAGGUUCCAAUUCAAGCGAGCAGUAACGGUUCCGCCCCUCGAGUAGCCAUUCUUUCUCGUGAAGUCGGUGGGCGAGCGGCCUUUUCUUGUCCUCCCGGAUACGGGCUGAGAGGACCUAGCGAAGCCAUCUGUCUACCUUCCGGGGAAUGGGGAGGUCCGUUUCCGACGUGUGUUGAGGUUCAAUGUUUUCAUCCGGGGGCGCCGCAGAAUGGCUAUGCUCAGGGGACGCCACCUUACAGGGCUGGAGAUGUAGUACAAUUCAACUGUAAUCCCGAGUACAUGAUGCAAGGUCAGCCAAUUAUUGCCUGCCAGGAUAACGGGCGAUGGUCGGGAGGCUUACCGAAAUGUGUGCAAGCCUGCUCGUACCCGGGUACAGCCAUCAGUGGCCGGAUGUCAUCGGUCAAGUUUUACUACUCGAUCGGCGAGAGUAUCACAUUCACCUGCGACGCCGGACUGGAGCUGCGGGGAGCCAAAAUGCUGAAAUGUCUCAAGAAUGGCAAAUGGUCCAACGCUAUCCCCACCUGCGUAAACCCGGAUGCCGUGAACGUGCGGAGUGACGCUAAGGGAAUCUUCAAGCGGGACAACUGAAUUUCACCGGCAUGCUGCAACUGUAACUGUGAAUAACUAUUUCUAGCGAAGUGGUUUCUGGUCCUGAUAUGCUUCCCCCGGGAGAGGCAUACAUAUAUCAAUUAAAAAGACACUGUAGGUGAUAGAGAGUUUUAGGCGUUUUACAUAGCCAGGAUCUAGUCUAGUGACAUGAUCUAAACAUAUUGACUGUUUAAAGUUAACUGCAGAAAUGGCACAUCAGAAAUAUCGCAACAUUAAUUUGUGAUGUAAUAAAAACAGUAGAGAUACGAGUAUGUAUUCAACCUUCCCGAGGCACAAACUCCCACUAGGCAAAGUGGUGUGAAGUUUAAUUUGCCCUCCGGCACGUUAGGUUUUAUUUGCUUGUUGGCUUUACGUGGAAAAUUGGUAUGAAUGGGCGGAACAAUCAAUUACUGCGAUGUUGAGUCUACGAUAAUGGCAAUCAUAUUGAUGUUGGCAAAUGAGAACGGCACAGACAAUGGUAGUCAAUGUUGUAUAUGUAAAUUGCUUCUGUUCGAACGUACUGAAUAAUAGGAUGCUUUAAUGUUCGGCGCUUGCUCGUAACUGCUGAUCCCAGAGUAUCUCUUAUCAUUGAAUUAUGGCUCUGUUUGUCAAAUGCUGGGGCAAAAAUGUGAAUUAUUUGAACUAAUUUUUGUCGCUAUUGCGUAGUAACUUAGCAAUCGUUUUCAAUUAUGUGGAAAAUUUUAAUUAGGUUUGCCAAAAUUGGAAAGAAAAAUACUGAACCGCAAGCAACCAUAUUCGUACAGCUCUACCCCUUUUUGUGACGUUGAUAUGUGGGUUACCACCUCAAUUAAUUUAUGGAGAAUUUGACAUAUACAAUAAUUGUAGUCGGAAACAAAAAUCAAAAUGGUUAAUAUAGCUGUGUACUGCGCGAUUGUGUUUAUUUUUGUGCAACUUUUUCCGUGUAAUGUCGUUAUGAGUCCACCAUCUGGUAAUGUAAAUAUAGAGAAUCGAGUGUAAUUAAUUUAUUUAUCUUCCAAUCUAAUACUCUCGCUGUCAGAACUGAAAUGCAUUAAAAUAAUAAAUCUCUGAUAAUGUUGCUUAUAUGCAAACAGAACGGCUCUUGUAGUCGGCAUCAAUUGUAACUGUUGAAUAAUAAAAAAAAGCCGCACGCUCACACAUAAUCAUAGCGAAUGCUCAAAUAAAUAUGAAUUGACUAGAA